AUGGGCAACGUAAGCGCACCUCCGGGCAUCGCAGCCAGAGGACGUGGCUGGACAUGCGCUGCCAACACCGGCAUCGGUUUUGCGGGCCGACACUUCGACAGGCGAGCAAUUGAUGACAAUAAGGUUGCAAAGGGCGGAGAGAGGCGACGACGUGAGGACGAUGAUGAGGUGGAGGCCGUGGCAGCAAAACGUGCUCGCGGGAACUCCAGUGCAAGUCGAUGGAGCAAGUCCGAGGAGUGUCCGCCAAAGAUGGAGGGAGGGACGCGCUCAAGUGGGACGUCGGUAGGGUCGAAUCCGGAGGUGUGGCAGCUCCUGCAGCGAGGCGGGUCUGCCGAGGAAGCCAAUGGCCAGGAUGAGCUCGAUGAUGACGACAGCAACGCGGAUGUGAACAUGACCUUCUCCAAAGAGAGCGAGAGAAAUGACGGGGAUCAGGGCCAUAGCAUGGAAGAUGUGACUCCAGGCGCUGACUCUGUUGCCGCCGCGCAAGCUGGCAAUUCCGAAGACGAGGACAUGGGCGAGGGGAGCGAGGAGAGAAAAGUAGAAGAAAAGCACCUCCACUCUGACGACGACUUCAUGCCACAAGAGGAGGGGAACGACUCGAACAGUGAACCCGUGCCGGACCAUAUCCCCGACACCGAGCUGCGGGCGCUAAACGACCCGCUUGUCUUACUUACGUUCGCACGUCGAAAGGGUCGGCUUUCGACCGCCUACGUCAAGAUGCUUUGCGACGAAGUCGACUAUAUCCUUGACCAGGAGCUGCACGCAUCCGAAGUUCUCCUCGCAGCUCAAUAUCGCGUCGCAACAAUUUCACUCGAGAUACACAAGAUGCAGAUGGCCGUCGCAGCACGUGUUGACAAAAUGACCACUUUGAAGCAGUGGGCCUACGAGUGCAAAGCCGAUGUGGACGCCGUGAGUAGCAUGUCCGACCAAAUGUUCGAGGACACCGUGGGGGCGUUAACUGAGGCGGAAUUGGGCACGGACACAUAG
Molecule: messenger RNA, 987 nt
Organism: Postia placenta MAD-698-R-SB12
Lineage: Eukaryota; Fungi; Basidiomycota; Agaricomycetes; Polyporales; Adustoporiaceae
Exons: 3
Coding region: 1-987 (328 amino acids)
Source: RefSeq, a predicted model, not a curated record